Messenger RNA from Parastagonospora nodorum SN15, 3548 nucleotides. RefSeq lists its product as hypothetical. NCBI's taxonomy places the organism in Eukaryota, Fungi, Ascomycota, Dothideomycetes, Pleosporales, Phaeosphaeriaceae. The transcript is spliced from 5 exons. Gene Ontology annotation, molecular function: enzyme regulator activity. Bases 1 to 3378 code for a protein of 1125 amino acids. Gene Ontology annotation, cellular component: nucleus; proteasome storage granule; proteasome regulatory particle, base subcomplex. Gene Ontology annotation, biological process: regulation of protein catabolic process; proteasome-mediated ubiquitin-dependent protein catabolic process. The record is from RefSeq and is a predicted model, not a curated record.
AUGGUUGGCCUCACUUCUGCUGCCGGCAUCGUUGGAUUCCUCGCCGAACCAGACCCGGCCCUGCGCUCCUUUGCCUUGCGCCGCCUGAACGAGGAGAUCGACCUAUUGUGGCCAGAAGUCGCUGGCUCUGUCAGUCAGAUUGAGGCUCUUUACGAAGAUGACUCGUUUCCAGAGCGAGAGCUUGCUGCCCUGGUAGCGGCAAAGGUAUACUAUCAGCUGCAGGAAUACAACGAGAGCAUGGUCUUUGCGCUGGGUGCAGGAAAGCUCUUUGACAUCCACAAGGCCGCCGAGUUUGAGGAGACCAUAAUGGACACUUACAUUGCCCUCUCCGCCAUGCACAACCCAGCGACGCCGGUCAGCAAGGCGAACCAAGCACCUCUGCAAUUAAGCACAUCCUUCCCUGUGAACUCAGCAGGAGCCACGAGCACCUCAGCAAGCCUGACUUCGCCGAUUACACCCUUCUCGCAAUCCGCACUGCCUUCCAAGUCGCUCCUCUCUCGCGAAGACUCGUCGACAUUCGACCCCACUCUACCUGGAGGUGGCAACGCAGGUGUACCUGGCGCGCACCCCACCCCACUCGUCCUGCAGAGGAACGUACAAAAGAACCUUCAAGGCACCAUACGGCGGAUAUUCGAGAGCUGCUAUGAGAGUGGAAACUACAGGCAGGUGGUCGGCAUUGCGAUCGAGGCGAGGAAUCUAGAUGUGCUGCGAGAGUCUAUCAUCCGUGCUAGUCAGGACGAGAAGAAGGCCGGCAAGAAGCCCGCGCAAGGCUCGACGACGAAGAGUGAAGAGCUGAUGGACUACGUUUUGGACAUCUGUAUGAACGUCGUCCAGGAGCGUGGCUUAAGAAACGAGAUUCUUCGUCUGAUUCUCGACUUGCUCAACGACAACGAGAUUCCGAACCCUGACUACUUCUCCAUUGCCAAGUGUGUUGUGUACCUCAACCAGCACUCACUAGCUUCAAAGCUUGUCCGUCAACUGAUACAGCAAGACGACGACAAGUCGCGCGCGAUCGCCUACCAGAUCUCGUUCGAUUUGUACGAGAAUGGUACACAAGAGUUCCUCGCAAAGGUCAUGGAAGAGCUUCCUGAGACAGACAACGAGGGAGAGUCGAAGGUUACAGCUAAUGGCGACGCAUCACAGAAGCCGUCCGGAGAAGACGCAGCGGAGUCCGACUCUUUGUUAGCCAAUGUGGAUUCCAGCAAUGUUUCGACUGUCGUCUCUCGCACCAAGGAGGAUUCUCUCUCCGAACAGCAGUCCAAGGCUUUCAGCUCCGUGCGCCACAUCCUUCGGGGCACAAAGAGCAUCGAGCUGAACCUAGAGUUUUUGUACAGGAACAACCACACAGACAAGGCAGUCUUGAACAAGAUCCGGGACAGCUUAGAAGCCAGGAACUCCAUAUUCCACACCAGUGUCACGUUUGCAAAUGCAUUCAUGAACGCCGGUACAACCAACGACACCUUCUUCCGCGAGAAUCUCGACUGGUUGGGUAAAGCAGUGAACUGGUCAAAGUUCACCGCAACUGCUGCUCUUGGUGUCAUUCACCGAGGCAACAUCACUCAGGGCCAGAAGCUUCUUGAGCCCUACCUUCCCAAGGACAGCGUUUCCUCCGGCUCGCACUACGAGCAGGGCGGUUCGCUCUAUGCCCUUGGAUUGAUUUACGCCAACCAUGGCAGCAACGUUCUCGACUACUUGCUAAAGCAGUUCCAGAACGCUUCUGAGGAGGUCAUUCAGCAUGGUGGUGCUCUCGGUGUUGGUGUUGCUGGAAUGGCGACUGGUUCCGAAGAGAUAUUCGAUGCUUUCAAGACCGUCUUGUACACUGACUCCGCGAUCAACGGUGAGGCUGUCGGUCUCUCUAUGGGUCUUGUUAUGCUCGGCACCGGUAACAUCAAGGCUCUCGAGGAUAUGAUCCAGUAUGCCCAUGACACGCAGCACGAGAAAAUUGUGCGCGGUCUAGCCAUGGGUAUGGCGCUCAUCAUGUACGCCCGACAAGAGGCGGCAGAUGAGCUUGUCAACGGACUUCUCGAGGACGCCGACCCGACUCUGCGCUAUGGAGGUAUCAUGACCAUUGCUCUUGCAUACUGUGGCACAGGCAGUAACAAGGCGGUCCGAAGGCUGCUACACGUUGCUGUCAGUGAUGUCAGCGAUGACGUGCGACGGGUUGCAGUUAUGAGCUUGGGCUUCGUCCUCUUCAGGAAGCCAGGCAGUGUUCCCCGCAUGGUCGAGCUCCUUGCCGAAUCCUACAACCCACACGUGAGAUAUGGUGCCACCAUGGCCCUCGGUAUUGCUUGUGCCGGUACCGGACUGCCAGAAGCUGUUGACCUCCUUGAGCCCAUGAUGAAGGACUCUACCGACUUUGUUCGCCAGGGUGCUCUCAUCGCUCUCUCCAUGAUCAUGAUACAACAGAACGAGGCAAUGAACCCCAAGGUCAUUGCCAUCCGGAAACAGCUCACAAAGGUGGUUGGGGACCGCCACGAAGACGCGAUGGCGAAGUUCGGUGCUGCGCUCGCCUUAGGUAUCAUCGACGCCGGAGGUAGAAACUGCACAAUUGGCCUUCAGACACCAACUGGAACGCUGAACAUGGCCGCUAUUGUCGGCAUGGCUGUCUUCACGCAGUACUGGUACUGGUUCCCGCUGACGCACUUCUUGUCACUCAGCUUCACACCCACGGCCGUCAUCGGUGUCGAUCAGGAGCUGGACAUUCCAUCCUUCCAAUUCCACAGCAAUACACGGCCCAGCAUGUUCGACUAUCCGCCAGAGGCAGAGGUCAAGACCGAGGAGGCGCCAGAGAAGAUCAAGACUGCCGUUCUUUCCACAACCGCACAAGACAAGCGUCGAAGAAUGGUGAAGGAGCGACAAAAGCGUCGGGAGAGUAUGGAUGUGGAUCAGACACCGACCACUCCAAAGGUCUCUGCUGACGACGAUGACAAGAUGGAGCUUGACGAAGACGUGAAGAAGGAUGACAAGGAUAAGACAGAGGGCGCACAAUCCGCAGAGACGUCGAAAAAGAAGAUCGAGAAGGAGAAGGUUGGCUACAGUCUUGAGAACAUGUCGCGUGUGCUUCCACCACAAGUGAAGUACAUCAGCUUCCCCAGUGAACGAUAUGUUCCAGUCAAGAAGCCAACUCUUGGUGUCGUUCUCCUCACAGACACUAAGCCUUCCGAGCCAAAGUCUCUGCUAGAACUCAAGGUCAAGAAGGCAGCACCUGCCCCAGCUCCUGGAGCAACAGGGUCAUCUGCCGGUCAAGCCGCAGAAGGUAUGUCAGAAUCAGGGGCAUCGCCAAUAAGCGACAACUUGGUCGACGAGGGCGACGACGAGGCAUCGGUACCGGGCGACUUCGAGUACGAGUCGGACACCAAUCCCAACGACGAUGACUAGGAGCAGUAAGGAAUAUGGUGCAAGCGCUUCUGUACUAUCAUUUGGGCAUGGAGACAUUUACUCGUAAGCUUGGGAGGCUCUAGAGCCACUUUCCCGGCCUGUUUUAGACCUGCGAAAGCAUGUAUAAUAUUGCCCUUGUGGUCUACUUCAACAUUCAGCGUACUUGAUUA